Messenger RNA from Lolium perenne, 1613 nucleotides. RefSeq lists its product as uncharacterized. Gene Ontology annotation, molecular function: protein binding. Lineage: Eukaryota; Viridiplantae; Streptophyta; Magnoliopsida; Poales; Poaceae. The record is from RefSeq and is a predicted model, not a curated record.
UGCGCGGCGGCUCCGGCGGCAAAUUACCCAUCGACCAGACCACCGCGUUCUCUGCUCCUCCGCCUCUCUGUCGCCAUGGCCACCGUAGCUGCCCGCCGUCUACUCCGUCCUACCUCCUUCACCGCCUUAUCCAGCGCCCGCCGCUUCCUCUCCUCCACCGCUUCCCCACCUCCCAACCGCAGCUCCAACACGAACAGCCCCGUCUCCUUCGACUGGUCGGACGACGACGAGAAUCCCUCCGCACCUCCACCCACAACCCCGGCAAAGAACCCAGCUCUCCCGCCUCCCUACGACCCUUUCAGCAAGAAGCCCGUUGUGGCCGAUCCGGCCGACCCCACCAACCUGCAGGAAAUUUUUCAUCGGAUGCGCACCGAAGGCCUCACUGACUAUGCCAUCAAGAUGUUCGACGGAUUGUCCAAAGACGGUCUCACGCACGAGGCGCUGGCUCUCUUCUCGGUCAUCAAGGACAAGGGCGCCAUGCCUGACGUAGUUGCUCACACAGCCGUCCUGGAGGCCUACGCCAACGCCGGCCCAGGCCACUGGCGUGACGCGGUGCGCACAUACAACCGCAUGCUCUCGGCCGGGGUCGCGCCCAACGCGUACACGCUUGCCGUGCUGGUCAAGGGGCUCGGGGCAAGUGACCGGUGCGCGGAGGCCGGAAAGUACCUGCUAGACAUGCUUGACCGUGGGAUGCGGCCCAAUGUGGCGACGUGCCUGGCUGCCUUCGAGGCUCAUGUGAGGAUGGAGAAGGUGGAAGAGGGGAAGCUGCUGCUGGAGGAGAUGAAGAAGAAGGGGUUUACGCUUGAUGAGGAGGCAGUGCGCAGCAGCACCGUCAAGCGUGGGCAUGUUUUCAGGGGCGUCAUAAACCUGCUCUUUGGCAAGUGAUAUUGGAGUACGCCAAGAUGACAGCCAUAGGAAUGUUUGAGGUGUCCCUGCUGAGUGUUUCGCCACUGGAGGUCAAAGCCUACAGUUGGUCAUAUGGGUUCGGAGAGUGUUGCCCCCUGUAAACACGGGAUUUGCCGUAAUUUAAGCAACUGCAGCGCUUAAAUUGCAGAUGUGCGAUUCUCUGCUGGGACAAGCUUAAGUACAGAUGGCUUAUUCGGAUCGGAUGCAUGCACAGAACAGGUGACAAUUGACGGAACAGCCUGGGCAUGCGCUUGGAAAAGCAAAGCGAGUGCGACCUGCAUUGGCUUCUGAUGAACUGUACCGGUGAAGCAACACGACUGGGAGCGUGCAAUGUGCCCAUCUCUGAGAGCAUAAUCUCGGCCGAUUCCAUAGGCUAGGUCGCUACAGCACUGUUGGGUUCGCUGCUACGUAUCGGUACAUUGAUAGCAGCGCAUCGCCGAGUGCUCAGCCUUUUUGUUACUGCUUUUGUAGCGAAGGGUGUACGACGUGCAUAGGACCGCACGUACGAGGAAUUCGAAUACGUGAUCUGCUGAAAAGAUGGACCGUCUUGUCCAACUGGUUGGAGCCUAGCAGCCCUUCAUAUUGGAGGGUGCACAGCUGCGAUGCCGGCGAGAUGGAGUGGCUCUCCCAAGUCACCUGCAUCUUCUACAGGUUUCGGUUCUGAUGCAUACUUGUCAAAAUGUAUGAGACCCAUUGUAACCUGAAAC